AUGCCGACUGGGUCACGAGUCCGGCUUGAAGCUGAUGGGCUCCCAAGCAUUGACUUUGCCGUGAGGUCGCCCAAUGUGGACGACAGCUCUUCGGAGGAAGGGCAGACAGCCUUGAUAGAUGCAGGGGUUGAAGCAAAUGCCUUUCCAAGUGCGGCUCCGGACAUGUACAUGCAUGAGGUCGAGCCAACAGAGAUGGAUCCCACUGCUGAGACGCCCCCGCGCGAGAAGCCCCGAGUGCCCGGUUCUCCUCCACCCCUGGAUGUCGAAGCUGAGCAUGCCGGGCCGUCUCAUGGAGUUCGGGGCGCAUCUCCGCUCAGUGCCAAUUUGCGCAGCAUGCCAUCGCCUUUGCGGACUGGGAGACGAUCCCUUUCACCGAGAGAGGCCCGUACUCGCGGAAUGGGCCAAACCUCCGCCGCCAUUCCAGAGAACGAACGAGAAAUGCACCUCGGUGGCAGAGAGUCACGAAACUUUGUGGAGGACAGCCUUAUGGGCACGUCACCAUGUACAGAGCGGUCCAUGGACUCUUUGGCAUCUUUCUUUCGUGAUGGGCACUACUUCGUACCUUUGAGGCUGUCAUCGGUAGACGAGCCGUUGGCAGAACCUGCCCAGCACCCUCGAGAGAGUCACAUUGACCGUCCCCAUGAUACCACUAUGCAGAGCUGUGAGCAUGGGACACCAUGCGUGGCAUCCUUCCCUUGUCCCCUGACUUGUGGUGGACCUGGUAGUUUGAUUCCAGGCGCAAGGCGGCCAGCUGCCUUGCCUGCAGCGUUGCCCACAGCUUUGCCUGCGGCCAUGCCGUCCAUGGCAAGCAUGCCUGAGCCACCGGAGCCUCCAGUGCGGCCCACAAGAGAGGUGGAACACCCGGCCGUUUCAGGCUUCCCCUCACGCGCUGGAGUUCCACGCAUCCCCGCCCCAACAGAGUCCAUUGACCUGCCAAGCGGUGAAGGGAGGCAUGAGCUCAAUGAGCUCCCACGACAUGUGCCGUGCCCAAGCAGGGCCCCCAUACUGGCAGGGACAGCCGCUCCGCCAAUGCGCCAUUUGCCAAGCUCAGCUUGCAUGGCCGCUGAUGCAAGAGUGGCACAAGAAGAGCCUGGCAGCGCCCACAUGUCAAACCCAAGCCGGCCCGGCGAGGUGCCAGCCUAUGUCAGAACGACAGGAGUGCCUCCCACAAGUGCAGAGAACACUCACUUGGCAACGGCAACGGAGGGGCUUGCCAGGCGGCAUGGGGAGGCAGACUUGCGCACCUCCGGGCCGAUGCCUUCCACAACACCGGCGCCACCGCCCCCAAACGGAACCGGUGGCUUAUCUGUGAGCAGCAUGGCCUCAAUGGCCCCACCCAGCUGGGGAUUCGCAGGUCUGAACUCAGGACACAUGACUUCUGUGCCCAUGCAGGGGGGGCCGCCUCCUACAGCCAGGCCUCCGGCACCAGCACUUCCAGCACCGGGCAUAUCUCAGGGUGCUCCGCCCAUCACGGGUGCUCCGCCCAUCACGGGUGCUCCACCCAUCACGGGUGCUCCACCGCCAAACAUGUACACAAGUUCAGGCCAUGCAGUGCCCCCAUUCCAUCGAGAGUUUACGGGAGUGGGUGUUGCUCCGCCACCACAGGCUUUGCCAAAGGUUGCUAUGCCCCCACUAGCACGAGCAUGGGGAACUCAGGGGCCAAUGGCAGCAACUGCACAAGCACCUUCUUCUGUACAAGCACCUUGGCCAAUGCAGGCUGCCAUGUCAGUCCCGCUUGCAUCAUCUAUGCCGCACCAAACCUCGUCGCUUCAAGUGCCAGUCCCGCCAGUCCGAGCCGAAGUGCACACAGCUGGUCGUAUGCCUCCAGCCAUGGUGGCGGAGACGCUGCCUGGAGGCGGACGGGGCACUGUGCCUGCCGAAGCCGCAGAGCGUCCGAACUCUCAAGGGCCAGCUCCAGCCAGCCAAGAGACACUUGCAUCUGCUCCAAAGUCCAGUGGCCCCAUUCCAGCUUCUGAUGCUUCAGCCCCGCAUGCUUCAGCCCCGCAUGCUUCAGCCCCGCAUGCUUCAGCCCCGCAGAUGAGCCAGACUGGCCUGCCCCCCGAUCCCGAGUCAGCAAAACAGCUGACUGUUCCGGAAGCCUUGCCAGUCCCUGCAGCCUUGGGCUUGGCACCAGAGGCUGUUGAGGAAGUUGGGGCUGAGGCGGCUGAGGCUCAGGAUCACAAAUCGCCUGCAGCAUCUCCAACUGCUCGCUCACCGUCUUUUGCAGCAGGCGUGCCUGAUUUGAUGAAUCUCGACCAAGAUGGACUUCCUGAGAUGACAACACCACCUCCGGACAUGAUUGAGAGAGGGCAGCAGACCACACCAGACAAGGCAGUUGCUCCCAGUAGGAGGAGGAAGCGAGUUGCAGAGGAGAAACCCCGCACCCCGAAGGAGGGCCCUUUCGAGCUAGUCACAGUGGGUAUGGACAAGCUCAAGUGCCUCAACCAGGAAGGCCGACCACGUCGCCAUCAAAUCCGUGUGCUUGAACACUGGCGCAAUGAACGUGUGCUGUAUGAAAGGGUGCGCGGGUCGGCGAUGCCGACAGUAUGCGGCGUGGUCGUUGCUCAGCCAUGUGACGACACAGAUGCUUCACAGGAGCGCAUCCCGAUUGGCCUCACGGCCAAGUUCGAUGAUGUCUUCAGCCCCUGCAGCAGCAAGAAGUCUGACCUGUCAUUCCAGUCAGGCGGGCUCAAUGAGGAGGAUGCCAUCACGGACAGCUUGCGCAAAACCAGAGCCACAAAAGUGAGGCGACCCGUGGCGCGAGCUGCCAGAGCCGCAAGUGCUGCAGCAGCCGCUACCUUGGCGGCAGGUGCACCUGAGAGGGCUUUGCCAAGGAGAACGCCUGCAGGAUUUGUGGAAGUCCCAGCAGCUGCAGGUUCCACGCACGCGUGUGGGAUCAGAGUCGGAUUGGAAAAUGGCAAGUGGAUGUGUUGUGACAUCCGCAUCCCUCCACGUUCCUUCAACACUCCAGAAGAACUUGCUGAGAGCAGAUCCCUCCUGAUCUAUGUCACAUCUUGCGAGUUUGGGACCCUAACUGCAGCCGUCGACACGAAUAUCAUUGACUUAUCCACGGGGCAUUCCCUCGUUAUCCGUGCAGGACAAGAGUACUGCUUGAGGAACUCAUCCGCUGCAACAACGGCCCAGCUGAAGAUGGUGUUGAUCAACCAGACGAUGCCUUGA
This is a messenger RNA of Symbiodinium natans, 3180 nucleotides long. NCBI's taxonomy places the organism in Eukaryota, Dinophyceae, Suessiales, Symbiodiniaceae. The record is from the annotation of a GenBank genome assembly.